UGAAAAUGCUACCUUUAUAAUUAAUUAUAGUUGAAUAAAGAAGAGCAAACGAGUGAACAGAUAGUCAUGUGGAACGAAGUACAAAGUUGCGGCAUUGUUUUAGCAAACCUCAAAUAAAGUGCAAUGAAUCAAAGUCCGUGAAAUACGCCACAGUUUUGACAAUUAGCGACGAGCAAUUAACACUGCCACCCCUCUUGCUACCUCCCCCGCCCCUCGCUAUAAAUUCUUAGUCUCCUCUUCACAUUCUCCAUUGAUUCCUACAGAGAAUCGAUCUUCCCUCCAAAAUUACUUCCUUUGAUGAACAAAUUAGAUCCAAUUUAGGACAAGUUAUCUGACAAAAAUAAAGGAUGUCUUUUAACAUUACCUCCAUUAAAACCUCGUCAAAUGGAGCUUGGCAAGGUGAUAAUCCUCUCAAUUUUGCCUUCCCAUUGUUAAUAGUUCAAACCACUUUAAUCCUUGUCCUUAGCUGCUUCCUUGCUUUCCUUCUCAAACCCCUUCGCCAACCCAAAGUCAUUGCUGAAAUAGUUGGGGGAAUUCUUCUUGGGCCGUCAGCUUUUGGUCGAAGCAAAGACUACUUGCAUCGAAUAUUUCCGUCAUGGAGUAUGCCGGUGCUCGAAACCGUGGCAAGCAUUGGUCUUCUUUUCUUCCUUUUCCUUGUAGGUCUCGAGCUCGAUUUAAGUUCAAUUCGUCGAAGUGGAAGGAAGGCCUUUGGCAUAGCAUUCUUCGGAAUAUCCCUACCGUUCAUCUGUGGCAUAGGCGUUGCAUUUGUCCUUAGGAAAACCGUUGAUGGAGCCGACAAAGUCGGGUACGGUCAGUUCCUAGUCUUCAUGGGAGUAGCACUCUCCAUCACUGCUUUCCCUGUUCUCGCCCGAAUUUUAGCAGAGCUCAAAUUGUUAACAACCCAAGUGGGAGAAAUCGCCAUGGCUGCAGCUGCGUUCAACGACGUCGCUGCAUGGAUUUUAUUAGCUCUAGCCAUUGCUCUCGCUGGAAAUGGCUCUGGUGAACACAAAAGCCCCUUAAUAUCAAUCUGGGUCCUUCUCUCAGGUGUUGCUUUUGUUGUUUUUAUGUUGUUAGUAAUCCGCCCCGCCAUGAAAUGGGUGGCUCGCCGGUGCUCCCCAGAGCGACACGUCAUCGACGAGGCAUAUAUUUGUUUAACCUUAGCUGGUGUAAUGGUAUCCGGAUUCAUAACUGACCUGAUUGGAAUACAUUCAAUCUUUGGUGCCUUUAUUUUUGGACUAACAAUUCCUAAAGAAGGAGAAUUUGCAGAGAGAUUGAUAGAAAGGAUUGAAGAUUUCGUAUCGGGUUUGCUUCUUCCGCUUUACUUUGCGUCUAGUGGGUUGAAAACAGAUGUGGCUAAAAUUAGUGGUGGGAGGGCUUGGGGCCUAUUGGCUCUGGUUAUAUCGACGGCCUGCGCAGGGAAGAUCAUAGGGACGUUUGCCGUAGCUUUGAUGUUUAGCAUGCCCGUGAGAGAGUCGUUGGCGCUUGGCGUUUUAAUGAAUACUAAAGGAUUGGUUGAACUCAUUGUUCUCAACAUUGGGAAGGAGAAGAAGGUGCUUAAUGACGAGACUUUUGCUAUUUUGGUCCUCAUGGCACUCUUUACCACCUUUAUCACAACACCAAUCGUUUUGGCCAUCUACAAGCCGGCACGCGGUUCCUCAGCCCUCCCUCGCCGGAAAUUACGUGACUUGACCAACACCGACAAGUCCAAAGACGAGCUUAGGGUCCUGGCUUGCCUCCAUGGCCUUAGCAAUGUGCCUUCAAUCAUCAGUCUUAUUGAGUCAACUAGAAGCACCAAAAAAUCCCAACUCAAGCUUUUCAUUAUGCACCUUGUUGAACUCACGGAACGUUCUUCUUCAAUCAUCAUGGUCCAUCGGGCUCGAAGAAAUGGGCUUCCUUUCAUUAACAGGCUUCGCAGGGGAGAGUGGCAGGACCGAGUUGCAGGAGCUUUCCAGGCCUACAGCCAAUUAGGUCGAGUCUCAGUUAGGCCCACAACAGCCAUCUCUGCAUUGUCCACUAUUCAUGAGGAUAUUUGCCACGUGGCAGAGACCAAAAGGGUGACAAUGAUCGUCUUGCCUUUCCACAAACAAUGGAAGAGAGAGGGCGAGCAGCAAACAGUAGAAAAUGUGGGCCAUGGAUGGAGACUGGUUAAUCAAAGGGUGCUAAGGAGCGCACCAUGUUCAGUGGCAGUGCUCGUGGAUCGUGGAUUUGGUAACGAAGCCCAGAGUCCUGCGCCCAUUUCCACUACGGCUCAUAGGGUGUGCAUCUUGUUCUUUGGUGGGCCUGAUGAUCGUGAGGCUUUGGAGUUGGGUGGUAGAAUGGCUGAGCACCCAGCGGUUAAAGUCGUCGUUGUAAGGUUCGUUGAAAAGGACGGAUUAGAAGGAGCUGGGGUAACGCUGAGGCCUUCAGCAAGCAAGUCCAGUGAAAAGCAUUACAGCUUCUCCACCGCCAAAAUGAACAGUGAAAAAGAAAAGGAAUUGGAUGAGGCUGCAGUGGCAGAGUUCAGAAGCAAAUGGGAUGGAAUGACAGAGUACAUAGAGAAGACGGCCACCAGCGUUGUGGAGGAAGUUCUAGGACUAGGACAAUGUGGGGAUUAUGAUCUUAUAGUAGUCGGAAAAGGGAGGUUCCCAUCACCCAUAGUGGCAAUAUUGGCUGACCGCCAAGCUGAGCAUGCUGAAUUAGGGCCCAUAGGAGACUUGUUGGCCUCAUCAGAUCGCCGUGUUUCGUCAUCGGUGCUGGUAAUUCAACAGCACGACACGGCACAUAUGGAGGAAACGCCAGUUGCAAAGGUAAUUCAAAAUGAUUUUGACAAGCUCAAGGGUGAAGCAAGUGCUGGUGUUGGAGAGAUUUCAAAGGUUGUGUAAUUACAAUUAACUUGGCAUUCAGCAAAUGCAUAUGUCUGUUGCCACAGUUCAUUUCAAGGGUUUUUUUUUUUGUUUUUUUUAAUAAUCUUGAAUAUGCAUUAUAUAUAUAUAUAUA
Durio zibethinus is the source of this 2976-nucleotide messenger RNA. RefSeq names its product cation/H+ exchanger 20 (gene CHX20). NCBI's taxonomy places the organism in Eukaryota, Viridiplantae, Streptophyta, Magnoliopsida, Malvales, Malvaceae. Gene Ontology annotation, biological process: proton transmembrane transport; regulation of pH. The record is from RefSeq and is a predicted model, not a curated record. Gene Ontology annotation, molecular function: antiporter activity. Gene Ontology annotation, cellular component: membrane; endomembrane system.